Molecule: messenger RNA, 1593 nt
Organism: Eptesicus fuscus (big brown bat)
Lineage: Eukaryota; Metazoa; Chordata; Mammalia; Chiroptera; Vespertilionidae
Product: UDP-glucuronosyltransferase 2A2
Exons: 6
Coding region: 1-1593 (530 amino acids)
Molecular function (GO): UDP-glycosyltransferase activity
Source: RefSeq, a predicted model, not a curated record
AUGCUGUCUGAGAAAUGGAUUUCAGUUGUUCUGCUGCUGCAGCUCUACUGCACUGGCUCUGGAUCCUGUGGGAAGGUCCUGGUAUGGCCCUGUGACAUGAGCCAUUGGCUCAAUCUAAAGAUCAUUCUGGAGACUCUCACAGACAGGGGACAUGAGGUGACUGUGUUGGUUUCUCCAGAUUCUCUCAUCAUUGACUACAGUAAGCCUUCCACCCUGAACUUCGAGGUGAUCCCUAUACCUCAGCAGGGAGAUUUUACUACAAAUAAACUAAAUGACUUCUUAGACUUAGCUACUAACGUCAUGCCAAAAUUGUCACGCUGGCAGUCAGCAAGAAAACUGCAAGAAUUUCUUCUUCAAGUAACUGGACAUUUAAAAUUUCUGUGUGAGAGUGUAGUCUACAACCAGUCAAUCAUGAAGAAACUCCGGGAAACCAACUACGAUGUAAUGGUUAUAGACCCUGUGAUGCCCUGUGGAGAGCUGAUUGCUGAGUUGCUGGAAGUCCCUUUUGUGUACACGCUGAGGUUCUUUAUGGGUGGCACUGUGGAGAAAUACUGUGGGAAACUUCCAGCUCCACCUUCCUAUGUCCCUGUUGUCAUGGGAGGACUUACAGACAGAAUGACCUUCCUGGAAAGAAUAAAAAAUGUAAUGUUUUCCCUUUUCUUUGACUUCUGGCUCGAGCCAUAUGACACGCAGCUUUGGAACCAGUUUUACAGUGAAGCAUUAGGAAGACCCACUACCUUAUGUGAAACUAUGGGGAAAGCAGAAAUUUGGCUAAUGAGGACAUAUUGGGAUUUUGAAUUUCCUCGUCCGUACUUACCUAAUUUUGAAUUUGUAGGAGGAUUGCAUUGUAAACCUGCCAAACCAUUACCUAAGGAAAUUGAAGAAUUUGUCCAAAGUUCAGGUGAACAUGGUGUUGUAGUGUUCUCUCUGGGGUCAAUGGUCAAAAACCUCACGGAAGAAAAAGCCAAUCUCAUUGCCUCAGCCCUUGCUCAGAUUCCACAGAAGGUUUUAUGGAGAUACAAAGGAAAGAAGCCAGCCACAUUAGCAGCCAAUACUCGGCUCUAUGACUGGAUACCCCAGAAUGAUCUUCUUGGUCAUCCCAAAGCAAAAGCUUUUAUCACUCAUGGUGGAACAAAUGGGAUCUACGAAGGUAUUUAUCAUGGGGUCCCUAUGGUGGGAGUUCCCAUGUUUGCUGAUCAGCAUGAUAACAUUGCUCACAUGAAAGCCAAAGGAGCCGCUGUGGAGGUGAACAUAGACACAAUGACAAGUGCUGAUUUGCGUGAUGCCUUGAAAACAGUCAUUUAUGAACCUUCUUAUAAAGAGAAUGCUAUGAGGUUAUCAAGAAUUCACCACGAUCAACCUGUAAAACCCUUGGAUCGAGCAGUCUUCUGGAUCGAGUUUGUCAUGCGCCACAAAGGAGCCAAACACCUGCGGCCAGCUGCUCACAACCUCACCUGGUUCCAGUACCACUCUUUGGAUGUGAUUGGGUUCCUGCUGGCCUGUGUGGCAACUGCUAUAUUUUUGGUCACAAAAUGUUGUUUAUUUUCUUGUCGAAAAUUUGGUAGAACAGGAAAGAAGAAAAAGAGGGAAUAA